Messenger RNA from Penicillium waksmanii, 582 nucleotides. RefSeq lists its product as uncharacterized. NCBI's taxonomy places the organism in Eukaryota, Fungi, Ascomycota, Eurotiomycetes, Eurotiales, Aspergillaceae. The transcript has a single exon. The record is from RefSeq and is a predicted model, not a curated record. The coding region runs from base 1 to 582 and encodes 193 amino acids.
AUGUCCGACUUCCACUUCGCCAACACAACCAGCCCCGUCCCAGGAAACGGCACACCUCCACCCGAAUUCAGUAUAAAAGCCCCCUCCUCAACAGACGUCUGGUCCAAACCACCAAGCACCUCAUCCUUCACCGCACCAAUCCUCUACCGCUCAAUCCCACUUUCAACCUUCAAACGAGCCCGCGUCGCCUUCACCGCACCCUGGCGACACAAAUACGACCAGGGAGGUCUCAUCAUCGUCCUGCACACCGCAGACGGGGACAAGAAGUGGGUGAAAGCGGGCAUCGAGUUGACGCACGGCAAGCCGCAUCUCAGCGUGGUGGCGAAGGACCGAUUUGCGGAUUGGAGUUUGUUUCCUGUGCCGUCGGGUGGGGGUGCGGCGACGCUGGAGAUGGUUCGGGAGGAGGAUGGGAGUUUGUGGAUUUAUUUGAUUGAGGGGGUGUCGAAGGCGCCGAUUCGUGAGGUGACGUGGGUUUUUGAAGAAGAGGGGGUGAAAGAGUGUUGGGUUGGGGUUUAUGCAGCGAGGCCCGGGGAUGUUGGGGGAGAGUUGGAGGUUAAUUUUGGUCAUUUGAUUGUUGAGUAG